UCUCUCUCUCUCUCGAUCUGAUCUGAUCUGAUCUGAUACCUCUAAUGGCAACCAUCAAGUCCGUCAAGGCCCGCCAGAUCUUCGACAGCCGUGGAAAUCCCACUGUCGAGGUUGAUGUGUAUCUCUCUAAUGGAAUCAUGGCAAGGGCUGCUGUUCCUAGUGGUGCAUCCACUGGUAUUUACGAGGCUCUUGAACUGAGAGAUGGAGGAUCGGACUACCUCGGAAAGGGCGUUGCCAAGGCAGUUAACAAUGUGAACUCAACCAUUGCACCUGCCCUUGUCGGAAAGAACCCGACCGAGCAGACUUGUAUUGAUAAUUUCAUGGUUCAAGAACUUGAUGGAACUCAGAAUGAAUGGGGUUGGUGCAAGCAAAAGCUUGGUGCGAACGCGAUUCUUGCUGUGUCUCUUGCCGUGUGCAAAGCUGGAGCUGCAGUCCUCAACAUCCCUCUCUACAAGCAUAUUGCUAACUUGGCUGGCAACAAGAAUCUGGUUCUGCCAGUCCCAGCUUUCAACGUCAUCAAUGGCGGAUCACAUGCUGGAAACAAACUCGCUAUGCAGGAGUUCAUGAUUCUUCCAGUUGGAGCUUCUUCUUUCACAGAGGCCAUGAAGAUGGGUGUGGAAGUAUAUCACCAUUUGAAGGCUGUUAUCAAGAAGAAGUAUGGCCAGGAUGCCACCAACGUCGGGGAUGAGGGUGGCUUUGCUCCUAACAUUCAGGAGAACAAGGAAGGCCUCGAGCUGCUUAAAACAGCUAUUGCUAAAGCAGGCUAUGAAGGAAAAGUUGUUAUCGGAAUGGAUGUCGCUGCAUCUGAAUUUUACGGAAAAGACAAGACUUAUGACUUGAACUUCAAGGAAGAGAACAACAACGGUUCACAGAAGAUCCCGGGUGACAAGCUCAAGGAUCUGUAUAAGUCAUUUGUUUCCGAGUAUCCUAUUGUGUCAAUCGAAGAUCCCUUCGACCAAGAUGACUGGGAGACCUAUGCAAAGCUCACCACAGAAAUCGGAGCCAAAGUUCAGAUCGUGGGAGACGAUCUUCUUGUCACCAAUCCUAAGAGAGUAGAGAAAGCAAUCAAGGAGAAGACAUGCAAUGCUCUUCUUCUCAAGGUUAACCAAAUAGGAUCUGUGACCGAGAGUAUUGAAGCGGUUAGGAUGUCCAAGCGCGCUGGUUGGGGCGUAAUGACCAGUCACCGGAGUGGAGAGACAGAGGACACGUUCAUCGCUGAUCUAGCUGUCGGUUUGUCUACGGGGCAAAUUAAGACCGGGGCUCCUUGCAGAUCCGAGCGUCUGGCUAAGUACAACCAGCUGUUGAGGAUUGAGGAGGAACUUGGUUCAGCAGCAGUUUAUGCAGGUGCCAACUUCCGAACGCCCGUUGAGCCCUAUUAGACGUGCCCCGGGAUGCAUAGGAGGCUUUGCUUUUUCAGCAAUGGGGUCGACUUCAGUAAUGGCAAGUAGGCUUGAAUCAUAGACGAAUAAUCAUUCAUACUACUUAAUAAAGGCUGGUGUUUUUGUUUUUUAUUUUUUUUGAGAUUUGAAGAAUGCUGAGUUUGUGAUCAAGAACAAUAAUAAAGAUUAGUUGUAGCAGUUUA
Molecule: messenger RNA, 1582 nt
Organism: Salvia splendens (bonfire salvia)
Lineage: Eukaryota; Viridiplantae; Streptophyta; Magnoliopsida; Lamiales; Lamiaceae
Product: enolase
Exons: 17
Coding region: 45-1379 (444 amino acids)
Biological process (GO): glycolytic process
Cellular component (GO): phosphopyruvate hydratase complex
Molecular function (GO): phosphopyruvate hydratase activity; magnesium ion binding
Source: RefSeq, a predicted model, not a curated record